AUGGGGGAAUUGACAUCUGCUGAGCGAAUUGAAUAUACAGAUGCCGUGCUUUGUAUGCAGAAGCAGCCCCAGCAGCUCCCGAGAGAGGAGUUCCCCGGUGUUCGGAACCGUUUUGAUGAUUUUGUGGCUACUCAUAUUAACUACACACUUAACAUCCAUUAUAGCGGUCUGUUUCUGCCAUGGCACCGACACUUCCUCUGGCUCUGGGAGACAGCUCUCCAAGAUGAAUGCGGAUACAAUGGCCAACUUCCCUACUGGAACUGGCCCUACUGGGCCAACAACCUCGCCGCCAGUCCCCUCUUUGACUGCAGCGCAAGCUCCCUCUCCGGCGACGGCGAAUACAACCCGGAAGAACAAAGCAUCCAAGGCGGCAGCUUAACCCUACCAAGGGGAAGCGGCGGCGGCUGUGUCCGCUGCGGACCAUUCAAAGACAUGGAACUCCACCUAGGACCCUUUUCACGGCAGGCUCUUACCUCGUUCACCGAAAUCCCAGCACCAGCCUUCGACUACAACCCCCACUGCUUCAACCGAAGUCUAAACAACUUCGUCAGCACAAACUACAACAACGAAACUAUUGUCGACAGACUCCUCGCCUCGACCGAUAUCAUCGACUUCCAAACUGUCAUGAACCACUGGCCCCCUAACGCUGAGGGAGUCCUGGGCGUCCACGGCGGCGGCCAUUUCAGUAUCGGCGUGACGUUGCAGGAUUUGUUUGCUUCGCCGCAGGAUCCGGCUUUCAUGUUGCAUCAUGGUAUGAUUGACCGGUUGUGGGGUCAGUGGCAGGCUCGGGAUGAACGGCAUCGCAGGUUCGCACUUAAUGGCACUAGUACUAUCCUCGACCCGCCCGGUGGGAUUCCUGUUACGUUGGAUACGGAGAUGCAGUUCGGGGUUCUUGAUCGGCCGCGCUCGAUUCGUGAUUCUAUGGAUCCGACGAGGGGAGGUUAUUGUUAUUCGUAUACUUGA
This is a messenger RNA of Penicillium canescens, 963 nucleotides long. Its product is annotated as tyrosinase family protein. Gene Ontology annotation, molecular function: oxidoreductase activity. The coding region runs from base 1 to 963 and encodes 320 amino acids. The record is from RefSeq and is a predicted model, not a curated record. The transcript has 4 exons. NCBI's taxonomy places the organism in Eukaryota, Fungi, Ascomycota, Eurotiomycetes, Eurotiales, Aspergillaceae.